Messenger RNA from Coniophora puteana RWD-64-598 SS2, 339 nucleotides. RefSeq lists its product as uncharacterized. The coding region runs from base 1 to 339 and encodes 112 amino acids. The record is from RefSeq and is a predicted model, not a curated record. Lineage: Eukaryota; Fungi; Basidiomycota; Agaricomycetes; Boletales; Coniophoraceae. The transcript has a single exon.
AUGUCCGCCUACUCGCGUCUUGACUCCCAACUUCAACCAUCCACGCUCGCUGUCGCGCUCCAUCGCAUUCCCUCGCCCUCUCCCCACCCUCCUCCUGGUCCCCUCCUUCGCCCUCUCCUCCUGGUCCCCUCCUUCGCCCUCUCCUCCUGGUCCCCUCCUUCGCCCUCUCCUCCUGGCUCCCUCUCUCGCCCUAGCCCCGCCCUCCUCCUGGCUCCCUCCCUUCGCCCUCGCCCCGCCCUCCUCCUAGCUCCCUCUCUCGCCCUAGCCCCGCCCUCCUCCUGGCUCCCUCCCUUCGUCCUCGCCCCACCCUCUUGGUUCCCUCUCGUCAUGGUCCGGUAG